Messenger RNA from Culex quinquefasciatus (southern house mosquito), 4389 nucleotides. RefSeq lists its product as uncharacterized. The record is from RefSeq and is a predicted model, not a curated record. The transcript is spliced from 3 exons. NCBI's taxonomy places the organism in Eukaryota, Metazoa, Arthropoda, Insecta, Diptera, Culicidae. Gene Ontology annotation, biological process: DNA integration; proteolysis. The coding region runs from base 1 to 4389 and encodes 1462 amino acids. Gene Ontology annotation, molecular function: aspartic-type endopeptidase activity; nucleic acid binding.
AUGGACGGCGACGAAUCCAUGAAUGGCCAGGUUCCGCCGAACGGACAGUUGCCGCCGAACGGGCAGUUGCCGCUGAACGGACAGUUGUCGCCGAACGGGCAGUUGCCGCUGAACGGACAGUUGCCGCCGAACGGGCAGUUGCCGCUGAACGGACAGUUGCCGCCGAACGGGCAGUUCGGGCAGCAACCACAUGGAUUCAGACCUGGGGCAGAUCCGUACAUGCAGUGGUUCUCGCAGCAGCAGCAAGUCUACGUGUCGGAGAUGUUCCGCCAGCAGCAGGAGGUUCUCCAGCAGCAACAAGCGGCCAUGCAGCAGCAACAGCGACCGUUCAUGGAGCAGCAGGAGCAGCUUCUACGGAACGUCAUCCUGGACUCGCUUGCCAACAACAUCAAGGAGUUCAGGUGUGAUCCGGAAAGCAACGUCACCUUCGCGGCCUGGUACAAUCGUUAUGACGAGCUCUUUGCGAACGACGCUAGUCGGCUGGACGAUCCGGCCAAGGUGCGUUUGCUGCUCAGGAAGCUGGGGAUGUCGGAAAACGAGCGGUACACGAGCUACAUACUGCCGAAAACAUCUAAGUUUUUCUCGUUCGCGGAUACCGUGGCAAAGCUUACGUCACUGUUCGGUACGGCCGAAUCGGUGAUAAGUCGACGGUACCGCUGCUUGCAGAUCAUGAAGCAACCUUUGGAGGACUAUGUCACCUAUGCCUGCCGCAUUAACAAAGCUUGCGUUGAAUUCGAACUGCCCAAGCUAUCGGAGGAGCAGUUCAAGUGUCUUGUUUUUGUGUGUGGUCUGAAGUCAGAGAAAGACGCAGAAAUAAGAACGCGGUUGCUGUGCAGGAUCGAGGAGCGAGCAGACAUAACUCUGGAGCUGAUUUCGGAAGAAUGCCAACGCCUUCUCAACAUUUGGCAUGACGCGGCGAUGAUCGAGGAGCAGGUAGCCGCUGUGCAAGCGUUGGAUUCGAAGCCGAAGUUCUCGAGGAAGCAGUUCAAGUCUGGUUCAGCUGGUGAUCGCGUGAAGUCCGGUAGAAGUGGUCCAGACACGGCCUGCUGGUCGUGUGGUGAGAUGCACUACGCACGGGACUGCUCGUUCAAGGCGCACGAGUGCACCGACUGUGGACUGGUUGGCCACAAAGAGGGCUACUGCCGGAGCGCUGAGAAAGUCCGGAAGAAGUACGUCUCGACGAAGGUGGUGAAAGUUAACACGUGCAGCGUGGAAGAUCGUCGGAAGUACGUGCCAGUCGUGAUGAAUCGCACCUCUGUGCGGCUUCAACUCGACACCGGGUCCGACAUCACCAUCAUCUCAACGGGAACGUGGCGCAGCAUUGGAAGUCCACCGAUGUCAACAACUUCCGUCGUGGCGAAAACUGCUACGGGCAAGCCUUUGGAGAUCGACGGUGAGUUCUGGUGCGAAAUGGUGGUCGGGGGACGAAAGUCUUCUGGUCUGGUUCGAGUGACAAGUCAACCACUGAAUUUGCUGGUCUCUGACAUAAUUGACAGCUUUGGGCUGUGGUCAGUGCCACUUGACACAAUCUGUCAUCUGGUUGAAACGUCAACAACAACAACAACAAAUGUUGAUGUACUCAAGGCGGAGUUUCCACAUCUGUUUUCUGGAGAGUUGGGCUUGUGCGUGAAGACGAAGGUGAAACUUGAGUUGAAGCCGGAAAAAUCACCCGUUUUUCGGCCCAAGAGACCGGUUGCUUACGCGAUGUACCAAGCUGUGGAUGAUGAGUUGGACCGACUCGAACGCUGCAACAUAAUUUCUCCUGUGGAUUUUUCGGAGUGGGCAGCUCCGAUCGUGGUGGUACGAAAGGCAAGCGGGGCAGUACGAAUCUGUGGAGACUAUUCCACGGGGUUGAACGACGCGUCGCAGCCCAACCAGUACCCGUUGCCUCUUCCCCAGGACAUUUUUGCUAGUUGUACCGUCUUCAGUCAGAUUGACUUGACCGAUGCGUACCUGCAGGUGGAGAUGGACGAAAGCUCGCGUGCUAUGCUCAUCGUCAACACGCACCGGGGACUAUACCAGUACAACCGCCUGGCACCUGGAGUAAAGCCAGCACCGGGAGCUUUCCAGCAAGUCAUCGACGAGAUGCUGUCCGGGCUCGUGAGGACUUGUGGUUAUCUCGACGACGUGGUCGUCGGGGGUUUGGACGAAGAGGACCAUAAGAAAAACCUACGGGCGGUGUUGCAGCGCAUUGAGGAGUUUGGUUUCACGAUUCGUGCGGAAAAAUGUUCGUUCGGUCAGCCGCAAAUUCGCUACCUGGGUCAUCUUCUUGAUCGCCAGGGAUUGCGGCCGGAUCCAGCCAAGAUCGAAGCAAUCGCCAAUCUCGCCGUUCCGACCGAUGUCAGUGGGGUUCGGUCAUUUCUGGGAGCCAUUAACAACUACGGCAAGUUUGUGGCGAACAUGCGCAAUCUGCGGUAUCCCCUCGACGAGCUGCUGAAGGAUGGGAACAAAUUUCGGUGGACGCCGGAAGCGUUCGACCGAUUCAAGCAGAUUCUCAGCUCCGUCUUGAUGCUGGCCCACUACGAUCCGACGCAGGAGAUUAUUGUCUCGGCCGAAGCGUCAACCGUUGGGCUAGGUGCAACCAUCAGCCACAAGUACACCGACGGGUCGGUGAAAGUCGUUCAGCACGCAGCUCGGGCGCUGUCGAAGGCGGAACAGGGGUACAGCCAGCCGGACAGAGAGGGUCUAGCCAUCAUUUUUGCCAAUAUCAAGUUCCACAAGAUAAUCUUCGGUCGCUCGUUCCGGCUCCAGACCGAUCACGCGCCGCUGUUGCGGAUCUUCGGUUCGUGUAAGGGCAUUCCCGUGUAUACGGCGAACCGGCUGCAGCGUUACGCGUUGACCCUUUUGCUGUACGAUUUCACCAUCGAGCACGUCCCGACUGAGAAGUUUGGUCACACCGACGUGCUGUCACGGCUUAUCAGCAACCACGCCAAACCCGACGAGGACUACGUUAUUGCUAGCAUCACCCUGGACAACGAUUUGAGGUCAGGUUGUGGAGCGGGACACGCAAGUCGACCCGUUGCUAAAGAGAUCUACCGUUACCUGCGCAAUGGCUGGCCACAGAAGCACACGAUCGUCGACUCGGAAAUUUUGCGCUUCUUCGUUCGGCAGGACUCGCUGAGCACUGUGGACGGGUGCGUUUUGUUUGGAGAAAGGCUGGUCAUCCCUGAACGGCCCCGGCAGCGGUGUCUGCGCCAGCUGCACCAAGGACACCCGGGAAUCUCACGCAUGAAGGCUAUCGCCCGAAGCUAUGUCUACUGGCCUUCGAUUGACGACGAUGUGGAGGCACUUGUGAAGGCGUGCAAGCAUUGCGCAUCAGCGGCACGAUCCCCUCCGCACUCAGCACCAAUUCCGUGGUCUAGACCGACGGGACCAUGGAAACGUGUGCACGUGGACUUCGCUGGUCCGAUGGAAGGUGCGUACUUUUUGCUGAUUGUAGAUGCCUACACCAAAUGGUCGGAGGUGAUUAAGACGAAUCGCAUAACUUCGGUGGCAACAAUUGGCAUGCUUCGCAGCGUUUUUUUUCGUCUGGGUAUGCCAGAACUGCUGGUCAGCGAUAACGGGACACAGUUAACGAGCGCCGAGUUCUUGGAGUUCUGUACAACUAACGGCAUCCAGCACCUUACGACGGCCCCGUUUCAUCCGCAGUCCAAUGGCCAAGCGGAGCGGUUUGUGGAUACGUUUAAACGAGCAGUAAAGAAGAUUCAGGCGGGGAGGAGCUCAAUCGACGAAGCGCUAGACGUCUUCCUGAUGACGUAUCGAACUACACCGAAUCGUCAGGUCGAAGGCGGCGUGUCACCAUCUGAAGCCAUGUUUGGACGCCGCAUCCGGACGAAUCUGGAACUGCUCUUUCCACCACCACCAAAACCACCCAGCGAGGCAACGGAGUUGAAAGGUGGUUCCCGGAAGCGACGGUUUGAACCGCACGACCUGGUUUACGCGAAGCUGUACAGCGGAAACAAGUGGCACUGGGCGCCUGGCCUUGUUUGCGACCGGGUUGGCCAGGUGUAUACCGUUUGGGUCGAGGACCGCCGUAUGCUCCGAUCGCACGCAAAUCAGCUUCUCAGUCGUGCAGAUUGGGAUCCGAGGACAGAUGGAGCAGAGAAGCCGAAGUUGCCCCUCGACAUCCUGCUAGAUUCCUGGAAUCUGUCGAAACCAACACCGGCUGCGGACCCAACAACACCGACGGUCUUGGACGUGUCACUACAGUCAGCAAGUCCGGAUCAACGCUCGUCACCUGGUGUCCCAGAAUGCUCGCCAUCCAUACCAAGAUCACCCGAGCAGGUUGCACCACCUGAAAGCGAGCCUGCGUCGCUGGUACCGGGGCUUCGUCGUUCUACACGAGUUCGAAAGAAGCCUCAGCGGUUCAACUCGUACCAGCUCAAUUGA